Exophiala mesophila is the source of this 1191-nucleotide messenger RNA. RefSeq lists its product as uncharacterized. Lineage: Eukaryota; Fungi; Ascomycota; Eurotiomycetes; Chaetothyriales; Herpotrichiellaceae. The transcript is spliced from 4 exons. The record is from RefSeq and is a predicted model, not a curated record. Bases 1 to 1191 code for a protein of 396 amino acids.
AUGUACUCGUCGAUUUUCUACGACGUGUCCCAGUCCGAUCUAAUGAUCUCGAUUCCCGAAAUUGGAGACAGGUUCUGGUCCUUCUCCUUCUUCGACAUGUACGGAAAUAACUAUACAUCGGUCAUGGGUUUGAUGCACCACAAGGCUGGAAAUUAUCGUCUCACCUUCGCCGAAGACAAUUACGGACUGCAACAGGAUCACAGCAACACGGAGGAGCAGGGCGUGAUCCGCUCUCCUACUCCUUACGGAGUCUGGACGGUACGCCUACUGCUUAAGGACCAGAAAGACGACGUGGAGAAAGUCCAUGCACUCCAAAAUCAGAUCAAGGUGGUCACUGUACCUUGUUCACAUGAGGUCACAGUGCCACCUCUCGACCUGGGCAUCUUCGCCGAGGUGGUUGGUCCUGCAGAGUCCCCAGCAUCGGAAGCGGAGCAGGUUUUGCGCUUAACGGCGGCCCUGGCGAGGUACAAUCUUUCAGAAGUGGCACAAGACCGAGGCUGGAUUGCCCACGUCUUGGAAAAGGCGGGUAUCCGUGAUGGAGUAUUCACCCAGCCACCGAACACCUCGCUUACCGAAGCAGUCAACUUGGCCAACUUAUCCGCGAAGGCUCUCAAGCUGACUGCUGGCUUCGUACGGGAUCAGGGCCACGGUUGGUACACAAACACCCCGAUGAUCUGCGGAAACUUUCGCUCAUUUUAUCCUGCACGGUAUCUUGUGGCAAUGCGCGGAUACCUGGGAGUGUCAUCCGAGCAGGCCAUUUAUCCAUCUUACUGUCCACGUGGGAGUGCGGCGGAAAUCCCGGACGUCAAGAUUGGGCCCAAUGAGGCCAUCAAAUUUACCUUUAGCGGAAAGCCUCUGCUUGAACCGUUGGGUUUCUGGAGCUUGAGCCUAUACAACAAGGAUCAACUAUUCAUCCCCAAUGCCCUAGAACACUAUGCUCUAGGAGAUCGCAGUGACCUGAAGUAUCCCGAUGGAACACCAUUGAAGGAGCGAGAAGAUGGCAAGUUUGAAAUACUGAUUCAGCCAGGAGAUGUUCCACCCCCGAAGGAAUGGCAUUCCAACUGGCUACCAGCUCCGCCAGGGGGAGGUGAAGUUUCAUUCACUUUCCGUGUAUUCGGAGCAUCCAGUGCCAUGAUCGAGGGCAAGUACGAGUAUCCUAAGCUUACUUUCAUGGAUGCGAUCACGGCGUAA